This is a messenger RNA of Lagenorhynchus albirostris (white-beaked dolphin), 1297 nucleotides long. RefSeq names its product coiled-coil domain containing 197 (gene CCDC197). The record is from RefSeq and is a predicted model, not a curated record. Lineage: Eukaryota; Metazoa; Chordata; Mammalia; Artiodactyla; Delphinidae.
UCUCCCCUGAGGGCACCAACGCCUCUCCACCCCUUCUCCUUGGGAACUGAACCAGGGCAGCAGGGGUGGGGAGGGCCACAGGACCUCGGGGAAUCAGGCCGUCCACUCCACCCACAGGUCGAUCCUGCAAUGGACACAUCAUGAGGACAGAAGCCAGCACUGUGAUGUCACAGCUCAGCUGCGGCUUUGUGCUCCUGGAGCUGUCGAUGGGAAUGUGAACUGGCUUCUGAGGACCAUCAGGAGAAUCAGAAGAGAAAGCUGCUGUCUUGACUGUUGCUGUGGCCAUCCAUCUUCUUCCUGCCUGGCCCACGUGGCCCUCAUCCUCCAGUGUAGCCUGAGGUGGUGAGGGGCAAUGUUGGCGACCGUGGACACAGGCCAGGAGGCUGGCCUGAGCAAUACCGGUGACAAGGACCGGGACCUGCAGGUGCUGUUCCAGGAACUCUGCCAACUCCAGGCAUAACAGAGGAAGCUGAGGAGAGGUCAUAAGGUUUUUGAAGACUAUCUGAUCAAGGUCCUUGAGAAAGUCCCCAAGGGCUACAACCAAGGGGAGGACCCAGAGGAGGCCCCGGUGGAGGCCACUGUGGGGCACUAUGGGAAGCUCUUCGCAGUCAGCCAGGACAUCCAGAAGCUUCUGGAGGCCUUCUUCAAGAUGAGCCAGGCCGUCCACCAAAGCCUGGAGGAGUCUCUAGAGGGAGGCCAUAGGGCUCUUAUCCCGAGCCUCAAGAUCCGGCUAUGCCAGCUGCAGAAGAAGGGUCACCGCAAGCAGGAGCAGUGGCGGCAGCUGGGACACGGUGUCACCUACCAGAAAGACACAGGCAGCUGUGAUGUGAGAAGUAAGGUUGCUGAUCACAACCCUGAAGGCCUGAAGUCCACACCUCUGGAGCUUCCCAGAAGCCGGCUGCUAAACUGCAUGCAAAUGGUCAUCAACAGCACGGCCCAGCAGUGCUGCGCCUCUGCCCACGGCAUGCCCAAGGGCACGGGUCUCUUCUCCAAGCUCGACCUCAUCCGGGAAUUUAUGUUGGACACAGUGGAGACUGUGAGAUUCAUCUCAGUGCUCAGGGGACCCAGAGUGUGCUGGACAGCAGACAACCCCAAGGACCGGGGCCUCAGAAGGUCCCCCAGACCAUUCAGGAAACAUUCAAAGAGUCAAGAUUCGAUCCCCAGGACCCCCUUUCCUAGCACCCAGACUUCAGAGUCCCCAGCCUGUACUGACACAACCCAGGGCCACCAGCCCUGCCAGCAUCAUGACCAUCUCUUUACCUGCUUGGCCUCCUUUUUUCACCACGAGCGCUCCUGA